Messenger RNA from Lucilia cuprina (Australian sheep blowfly), 565 nucleotides. Its product is annotated as diptericin-D-like. The transcript has 3 exons. NCBI's taxonomy places the organism in Eukaryota, Metazoa, Arthropoda, Insecta, Diptera, Calliphoridae. The record is from RefSeq and is a predicted model, not a curated record. The coding region runs from base 63 to 380 and encodes 105 amino acids.
UGCUCAAGUCGUUUUAAUUUAAAUUUAUUACCUCAACUAUACUAAACUUUACAAAAAAAAAGAUGAAUUUAUUUUAUUUGUUACUAAUUUUUGGCUUUAGCAUGGUGCUGACUUUGCCUCAAUAUAAAAUCGAGAGAAAAGAAUUUAAUUUUAACAUUCCUCCACCAAAUACAAAUUAUGUUCCUCAAAUAACUACAUCUGGUGGUGGUACUCCUGAUGUGGGUAAAGUUAACAUUGAUGUCCGUCAAAAAAUUUGGGAAAGUCAAAAUGGCCGCCAUUUAAUUGAUAUCAACGGUGGUUAUUCGAACAAAUGGGGUGAUCCCCAUAUUAAGGCGACUCCAGAUAUUCGUUAUGGAGUUGGAUAUACUUUUAAACUUUAAAGAAGUUUAAAAGCAUGAAAUGUUAUUUGUUAAUAAAUUGAAAUUUAAUAAGUUUUAUAAAAAAUCAUAAAUUUUACAAAUUUUCAAACAAAAUUAAAAAAAGUUAAAAAUUUAUUAAAAAAUUAAAAUUUUCUAAAACUUAUUUCUUAGACUUUAUUAAAUGAGAACCUUGCUAAGACGAUCUA